This is a messenger RNA of Poeciliopsis prolifica (blackstripe livebearer), 1697 nucleotides long. RefSeq names its product oleoyl-ACP hydrolase (gene olah). The transcript has 6 exons. The coding region runs from base 152 to 901 and encodes 249 amino acids. Lineage: Eukaryota; Metazoa; Chordata; Actinopteri; Cyprinodontiformes; Poeciliidae. The record is from RefSeq and is a predicted model, not a curated record. Gene Ontology annotation, biological process: lipid biosynthetic process.
AUUCUUCUUCAUUUAUUAUUCCCUGUUGAUGAAUCCUGUCACUCUCUGAUGAAUUCAUUUGUAAUUAGUAUUAAUAUUAUUUAUUGUCUGGUUUCCUGUUUUUUCUGGGUUCCUGGGUGUUGUUCCUGAUCCAGCCUCUAGAUGUCUCCAGAUGUCUCAGUUCCUGAACCACAGAAGAAAGACGGCAGGAAACGCGGCAGCAGCGACAGGCUGGCGGAGAAAUACUUGGAAAAACGGCAGGAUCCCGGUGAACCGGCAUGGAGAAGUGCUCGCGGUGAAGCUGCCGGGUCGGGAGAGCCGAACCGGGGAACCGUUCUGUGACAACAUGCAGCAGAUCGUGGAUGACGUCAUCUCGGCUCUGCUGCCGCUGCUGAAGGAGAAACCGUUUGCUCUGUUUGGUCACAGUUUUGGAGCUCUCACCAGCUUUGCUGUUGCAGAAGAUCUGAAGAAAGUUCACAACUUGGAGCCGGUCCACAUGUUCCUGUCUGGAGCUUCAGCUCCACAUUCUGAAACUCGGCUUAAAGGUCCAAAACGAAGCGAGUUGUCGGACGGCGAGUUCCUCCGGUGGCUGGCGUCGGUCGGGGGAACGCCGCCGGAGCUGCUGGCAAAUCCCGACGUUGUGAGGCUCUUCCUGCCGGCCCUGAAGGCCGACCUGCGCGUUGUGGAGAACUACAGGCGUUCAGAACCAGACGCUCCGGUUCUGUCCUGUCCUGUUACGUGUUUCGACGGAAAGGAGGACGUCCCUCAUGACUUACAGGCUUGGAGGAACGUCACGUCUGGAGAUUUCACCGUCAAGAUGUUUGACGGCGCUCACUUCUACCUGAAGGAUGCUGGGAAUGAAAAGAUCCUGCUGGACUUCAUCACAAACACUCUGGAGGCUGCAGAAAUGCAUUUUUUAUGACUAAAGUGGCUAUUGUAUAGUCUGUAAAAAACGUUUCUCAUAAAAUGUCUGCAUGUGAGUUUAUAGAAUAUCACAAGCAAAACACAAAACGUUGGAAAACAAAGAUGUUGAAAAUCAGACGACAUUUUAUGUCCAGUUAAACACUGAACAGGUUUGGUUUACAGGAACUUGGUUUAAAUACAGACAACACAUCAUCAGGAUGUUAAACUCAUUUUCACUUUGUUUCAGGAUCAUCACAGAAUGUAACAAACUUAAAAUAUUAAUGAACAGCUGCAUUCAGUAAUAAAGGAUGGAUCACUCCAUCCAGGAUUUCUGGAAUCUGUUUUUUUGAUCAAAGUCACAGAUUUUCUGGUGGCAAAUCAAAAACAUCUGCAAGGAAUUCUGCAAUAUUUGUGCUUAUGUCUGGGGUUAAUAGACUUUUUAUUAGUCACCGUUUCGAUCGCGAUAUAAACUUGACAUCAAGUUUGCGAGUUCGCAUCACUUAAACCCAAUAUUUUUGUGAAAAAUUUGUAAUAAACCAGAGGUCAGGAGUUAGCAUCAGAGUUCCUGUCUGCCACAGAGAAAACUAUGGCGGGCCAGAUUUGGCCCCCGGGCCCUGAGUUUGAUGCGCAUGUCCUACAUCUUACUCCCAUCAUUCUCCUGAAAAUGUCGGUCGGCCCAUCGAUGUCCUUUAAAGAGGUAUCAUCUAUUUUCCAGACAUGGUGUCAAUGCAGAGCACAAUCAAGUAACUAUGUUAACUUCAGUUGUUAUAGAAAUGCUAUAUCUGACUUAAAAUAAAUCUUACUUCCUGAUUUAA